AUGCUAACGCCGGCGCUACGCGUGGGAGAACCGAUCCACAGGCCCCAUGGACCGCACCUGUGUGAGCACAGGCCGCUCUCCGGAACCAGCGGUCCCUCGUCGCCUGAAUGCACCGACCCCAACGUUGGCGACCGUCGCGGAGGCAACCCCCGCCACGAACGGGGUGUCCUUCGUGCACGGUUACUCAGGCCCGCAGGGCGUCACGCGAUGGUAGUAGCUCACUUCUUUGAAUCCGGCCAGCGACGCCGUCUACGUUGGGGCCGAGUCGAGAGCGCACCGCUAAUGGCCGGCGCAGUAGCGCUGGCCAGCACAGGCUCGAGAGCAGAGUACGCGAGGCGCAAGGUCGAGUCAUCUUUUGGAGCGGGGGCUGGAUCGCAGCCAGUUGCGGCCGCCGGGACAGGCUGUAGUCCGGCGAACGGUGGCGAGACGAAGAGCAUAGGAAAUACGGGCGGCCGCGAACAAGGGCCGGAGACGGCAGGGAGGGACACACGGGGCGGGGAGAACCCAGGGCGGAAAACUGAGGCACGGAGCAGGAGGGCGGAGGGGCAACGAAGCAGCCGGGAAAGGGGGCGCCAGCGCCGCGGGCGCGACGAGGGAGGCAAACGGACGAAGGGGACCGGAGCAGCGGGGAAGAACGGCCGGGACCAGCCGGCAAGGGGGCGAAAGCGCGAACGCACGAGGGCGAACGACACAACAGGCGACGGGAGGGCCCGGGGGGCGCAGCGCCGACGCCACGGAGGAGGCGCCAGCCGGCAACAAACAGCCCCAGACAAGGGGCAGACCAGCGGACGGGCGCGCGGCGGGAGGGGCGAACCCGAGAGACAGGGCGACGAGACGCGGGGGGCCACGGCAAGAGACGGGGCGAGAAGGGAGGGGAAGGCAGAGAGCGGACAGCGAAAAGAGAAAGGGCGAAGGGGGCGGGAGAGAGGGCAAGGAGAGGCGAGCACGAGAAAGCGGAGAGCGCGGCGCCACGGAAAGAAACAGGAGGGCAGGGGAGGAAAAGAGAGGAAGAAAGGAGGGCCAAAGGCGGAACGGGGGGAAAGGGAGAAGGGAGGAACGGAGGGACGAGAGGAACGAGGAGCAGAGGACGGCGAAGGCGGAGAGGGGAAGGAGAGGGGGGCGCAGGCCGGGGGGCGGAGGAAAAAGGCGGGAAGAAGGAGGGGGGAGAGGGAAGGAAGGAAGGGGAAGAAGGGCAAGCGAGAAGCAGAGGCCAAGGGCGGAAGACGGAGGACAGAAACGGAGAAGGCAACGGCGAAGCAGCCGGAGAAGGGGAAGGCCAAGAGGGAGAGGAGCCAGGGAAGCGCGGGGGCGAAACGACACGCGCGCACGGAGGCAGAGGGGGCGGAAACGGCGGGGGCGGGUGGGACGGAGGGGAGAGGCACGAAGGGCGGCAGGCGAGGCGCACACACGGGACGCAAGCCCGGAGCAGGGGAGGGGGCGGGCGAAACGCGGGCGGGCGAGAGGACGCCACAGGGCCGGGCGGGGCAAGGACGAGCGACCAGAGGAGACGGGCCCAAGGCGGAAGGGAGCACAGAGGCGCGAACCGCGGAGCGGGAGAACAAGAAGGUACCGGAGGAGGAGGGACCAGACGCACGAGCAGGCGCCGGGACGCAGGGGCCGCCAGGGAGGGCGCACAGCCCGGGGGACCAGAACGGAAGGAAGGACCGGGGCGGAGGCCGACGCGGAGGGCAGAGGAGCGGAGGCGCGCCACCGGAGCGCACGAAGGGGGGGGCGGGGAGCGACGCCGGCACGAGCCGCCGGGAAGGGACGCGACCAGGGGCGGGACGCCCGAGGGAGGGGCGGACUUCGAGGCGGAAGCACCCCAGAGAGGGGGGCGGACGGGGCGGUAAAGCAGUAGGAGAACCGGAGCGGGAAAGCGAUGGAGAACACGCAGGACGAGCCAGCGGCGAAGCGCCGCAGGGGGUACCGGGCGCCGGACGACAGCCGGGCCCCGGCGGCCGCAACGGGGUCGGCGAGCCAGCCCCCGCGCCAAAAGGAGGACGCGACCGGGCGCCGCGCGGACGCGGCGCGCGAGCGGCGCCGGGGCAAGCGGCGCACGCGGGGGGAACCCGGGACGCCCGGGCCGAGCCGACGGGGCCCCGCCCAGGCCGGGGCGGCGAGCGCAGCGAGGGUACCCGGGCGGGGCCAGCGCGACGGCGCCGGCCAGGAGCGGGGCGCGCGCGACGCGGCCCCAACGGAGACGGCGGCGCGGGCCGGAGGCAAAGAAGGAGCGACGACCAGCGCGGGACGCCCGGCGGGCCGGAGGAACCGGCACGAAGACACCCCGGCGGGGCGGGGGGCCGCCGCGACGGGCGCCAACGGGGGGCGGGGCAGGCAGGCGACGAGGACGCGGGGGCCGGAGAGCGGCCGGGGCGCACACAGGGGCGGGCCAGGGGGCGGGGGAGCCGGGGCGCCCACGCGGAGCGCCGGCGGGAGCAGGGACGCGAAAUAAGGAUACGCGGCCAAAGGGGGGAGGGCCGGCCCGAGGGCAAGCGCGGGGCCGGGGGGGGAGCGCCCCGCACCAGCCGGGAGGGGGGGGCGAGCGCGGCGCGCGCGCGGGUGCCGCCGCCGCCGGGGGGGGGGGAGAGAAGAAGCGCGCGCACACCACAGCAAGGCGGGGCGGGGAUGCGCCCCCACCCCCGGAACCGCGAGGCCCGCGGGCCGCCGACACGCCCUGGGCCGGCGCGGGACUGA
Messenger RNA from Castor canadensis (American beaver), 2694 nucleotides. Lineage: Eukaryota; Metazoa; Chordata; Mammalia; Rodentia; Castoridae. The record is from RefSeq and is a predicted model, not a curated record.